AUGCCCGAAGAAAACGAAAAUAAGGUCGUGCUGAUCACGGGGGGCUCUGGCUUUAUCGGCAGCCAUGUUGUUGACCGUGCACUGUGUGAGGGAUACACUGUUGUUGUUGUGGAUAACCUUUACACUGGCAAGGAGCAGAACAUUGCUCAUCACCUUGGCAAGGCAAAUUUCUUUUUUGUAAAGCACGACGUGCGUUAUCCAUACCCCGAGGCGGUUCUGCGGCAUAAAUAUGGCUACAUCUUUCACCUGGCCUGCCCAGCGUCCCCAGUGCAUUACCAGGCCGAUCCAAUUGGUACGACGCUUACAUGCGUCAAUGGGACGUAUCACACACUGCUUCUUGCAGAGCGGGACGCAUGCCCAAUACUUGUUGCCUCCACUUCGGAGGUGUACGGCGACCCACUGCAGCACCCACAGAAGGAAGAAUAUUGGGGCAAUGUGAAAUGCAAUGGAGUGAGAAGCUGCUACGAUGAGGGGAAACGGUGUGCCGAAUCACUAUGUUUUGAUUUCCACAGAAAACAUGGAGUAAAAGUUCGUGUGGCCCGGAUUUUUAAUACAUACGGUCCCCGCAUGUGCUUCAACGACGGCCGGAUUGUUAGCAACUUCCUUGUACAGGCCCUUCGGGGGGAAGAUAUUACGGUGUAUGGGACAGGCGAGCAUACUCGCUCGUUUCAAUACUGCGAUGACCUCAUAGAGGGAUUUUUUCGCCUCAUUCGACACCCAACCGAGACUGGACCCGUGAAUUUGGGGAAUCCAGACGAGUACACCGUGCUGGAUAUGGCAAAAAAGGUUCGCGAUCUUGUGCCUGGAACAAAGUCAAACAUUCUCUUUCUUCCCCCCUCCGCAGACGACCCAAAGCACCGACGCCCAGACAUCAGCAAGGCGAAACGUGUGCUGGAGUGGGAGCCCGUCGUGUUGCUUUCAGAGGGUCUAAAGCGCACGGCAGAGGACUUUGCGGCACGUGUGAGCCGUGGAGAGUAA
Messenger RNA from Trypanosoma conorhini, 978 nucleotides. RefSeq names its product dTDP-glucose 4,6-dehydratase. Lineage: Eukaryota; Euglenozoa; Kinetoplastea; Trypanosomatida; Trypanosomatidae. The transcript has a single exon. Gene Ontology annotation, biological process: D-xylose metabolic process. Gene Ontology annotation, cellular component: cytoplasm. Gene Ontology annotation, molecular function: UDP-glucuronate decarboxylase activity; NAD+ binding. Bases 1 to 978 code for a protein of 325 amino acids. The record is from RefSeq and is a predicted model, not a curated record.